UUGGGAUAUUAUGCAUAUAUACACGUACACUAUAUACAGGGGUGCCUUACAUCGUUUACUGUCUCUGAAAGCUUGAGGAUGAUAUCCAAAAUAUGUUUGGUUCUUUGCUUCCUUGCGUACGAAGUCGGAGUCGCUAGUGCGUACUGCCCAACAACGACUAGAGAAAUGGCUAAAUCUUGCAUUACUGAAGACCGGAAAUGCUCUGCAACGCCGCGCAUGGUAAACGGUUGCUUUAAUGGCUGCGAUAUUACAUGUUCCGACUCUGAGGAUGAAAAUCGCUGUGCAAACCCUACCGAUUUAGAUAUGUGUGAUGACCUUAACGAUCCUUACUGCUCGUCCAUAGCAGACAUGGAGACAGUGAAUGGCAAGCAAUGCUUCUCGAGAUGCGUUAUGAUGUGUUCCAAGAAAUAAAAAUGACAGGAUGAUUAAUUCAUCAGAUCGAAGAUUGAUUUACACGGCUUUUUUGUACAUUGAUUUUAAUCCCAAUUUUGUAUUUGUAAUGAUAUUGUGGAAACGUUAUUUUAAUUCUUCGAAGUGAUGAUUUCUUCAAAUAACUGAACAGAUGUAUCGGAUUUGUUUGCAUGGUUUACAUCCUAUUCACUAAUUUCUCACACAUAGAGGUUUAAGUGAUAUACAUUUCAAUGUCCGCUUAGGAUCUACAUUUCCAAACAAUUUCGAACAAGAAAUGGGCGUGCUACAAGGAAGUAUCUUAUCGGUUAAAUUAUUUAGGAUAAGAAUAAAUAGUCUAGCUGCUGUUAUUAAAACGACUUUCAUGGAAUCCUAUAUCUCGAUGACUGUUCUCUGUUACAAAUAAAGACUAAAAACAUGAAUUCCAUUGCGCGAAAACUAGUUAUGUCUAAACAAAAUCCAAAAUUGGACUGAUGUAAAUGGUUUUUAAUUUUCCAAAGCUAAAACUACAUGCAUGGAUUUCUGUUCUAAACGGAAAUACCAUGAUGAUCCACUAUUGCAAUUAUAUGUUACUCCAAUUAAAGUUGUAUAAGAGCU
Ostrea edulis (European flat oyster) is the source of this 1005-nucleotide messenger RNA. RefSeq lists its product as uncharacterized. The transcript has 3 exons. Bases 79 to 411 code for a protein of 110 amino acids. The record is from RefSeq and is a predicted model, not a curated record. NCBI's taxonomy places the organism in Eukaryota, Metazoa, Mollusca, Bivalvia, Ostreida, Ostreidae.